CUUCGACCCAUCAUUACACUCUUCUUUUGGGAGGGGCGCGUUCCUGUUGGCUUAUUUCCCCCGGUGGGCUCCCAAGCACUAGUUCCGAACAAUGGACGCCCCAGAGACCCGGGCACAAGCGACCCCGACCCCACGGGCUUCACGCGUCACCUACGCCUGUGAGGCGUGUAGGGCUGCCAAGGUCAAGUGCCAGCCCGGUCCCCAGUCAGGGAUAUGCAAGAGAUGUCUCGAAUCCAAACGGGAGUGCAUCUUCAAGACAGGCCCUCGGACCCGCCGGCCAAGGCAGCUCAACAAGAGACUCAAUAAUCAACCCGCGGCACCCAGCGGCUCUUCCACGGGCUCUGCUGUUGUUGCUCCUGCCGCCGCAGCCGCAGCCGCAGCCGCAGCCGCCAGAGCAGCAGCGGCAACCGCCGCGUAUCCGCCUCCUCCCGGCCCUUCCAAAACCUUUACCAUCGACAUCCCCAUGCCCGCCGAGGACGACAUCACCGACUCCCUCGAGGCCCUGCGCCUGGCCCACGACCAAGCCAUCGACCUGCUCGUGCCCCUCGGCUCCGCCGGCGAGGAGGAAGAGGGGGAGGGGGAGGAGGACGAGGACGAUGAGGACCGGGACCGGGACCAGGACCAGGACCAAGCGUCCGUUUCGGGCGCGGGCUCGGUGCUCUCGAACGCCUCGUCCCUCCCCGUCGGCGCGUCCGCGCUGUCCACGCCCCCGAGCAGUGUCGCGGGCCGGGGCCCGCAGCCGCCGACCGGUCUCGACGGUCAAGGCCGGGCCGUGCAGGGCGAGGCGGGGAGGGGGGCGAGGCCGAGGACGCUGGCGAGCCUGAGGCUGCAGCCGCGGUUCAACCUCGACUCGGCCGGGAAGCUGCUCGAGACGUUUCGUGAUCACAUGCUGAGUUACUUUCACUGUGUGGUGAUCGGGGAGGGCGAGACGGUGGCCGGCAUGGCCAGGGAGCGGCCGUUUGUGCUGCUGGCCGUGUUGGCGGCUGCGAGUGCUAGCCGCACUCUGCAAGGGCACAGUCUGUAUGAUGAGGAGUUUAGAAAGGUUCUCGGGUUGAAGUUCGUGGCGGGUGGUGAGAGGACGCUGGAACUGCUCCAGGGUCUGUUGAUCUACAACGGCUGGUACCCGUUCCACCUCCGGCCGAAGAACAAGCAGUCCAGACAGUACCUCCGGAUGGUCGUCGACAUUGUCAGCGACCUCGAACUCGACCAGGACCCCGGGAUUGACUUGAUGGACGUUCCGCCAACCCCUGAGCGACUCGACCAAAUUAGGCUAUACAUAGCAAGCUACUACAUGGUGUCGGUAUCUGCCUCGUCUUGGGGCAACGCUUCGUCCCUCACGUAUACCGACUACACGGAGCUCUGCUGCGACCUCCUCCACCGCCACAGCCCGCACCAGGGCGACCGCGUGCUGGCCUGGCAGGUGCGGCUCCAGCGCCUGGUCGAGGACACCAACGACCUCCGGCGCACCCACCGGGGCCGCUCCCAGAGCGAGUAUCAGAUUGGCCUCAUGAUCCGGGGCAUGGAGACGCAGCUGGCCGAGUGGGAGGCGCGCAUCGAGCCGGCCGUCGCCGCCAACGCGUCGAUCCGGCUCGCCGUCCUCUUCACGCGCGUCUUCUUGUCGGGCGCCCCGCUGCUCCACCUGUCCUGGGCCAGGGCGCGUCAGGCGGCGACGUCGGCCGACCCAUCGUUGUCGGCGACCGCCUCCUUCCGCCCCGACCCGCAGCGGCUGAUGGCCGUCAUCCCCUCUCUGCACGCGCUGUACGGCUUCUUCUUGACGCUCAGCAAGACCCAGAUCAACUCCCUCACCGGCGUCGAGUGGCGCAUCCUCAUCCUCUCCGUCAUCCUCGGCUUCCGCAUGUCCUUCCCGCUCGCGGCGUGUCCCGAGUGGGAUGACCGCGCGGCACGCGAGGCGGUCCGGUUCGGGGAGUACAUGGACCGGUUAUGUCGGAUGGGCGGCGGCGAGGACGCGAGCGAGAUUAGAAGCAGUUCUCUGGGCACGACGACGACGACGGCGGCGGCGGCGGCCGGGGAGGGGGGAGGGGCUGCCAGUGAACAGUCGGUAAGAAGCAUAGACGUACUCAGCGCUAGCAAGAUUGUGCUAGAGAUGGUCAAGUCCAAGUAUCGAGAGAGGGUUGCGAGGUUGGAAAGGAAGCAGCAGCAACAGCAACAGCAGCAGCAGCAGCAGCAGAAGGAAUUGGAGGCGAUGCUGGCUGCGGCAGCGCCGCACCCGAUGCCCGCCGGGGAAGGAAGAGGAGGAGGGGCGCUAGGCCAUGGUUCCGUCCCUACUGCGUGUCCUGUGAUGGAUGGCAGCUUGGACCCGUACUACCCGUACUGGGACGAGACGUUCAACAGCAAUCUGGCCGGCACCGGGCUCGGCAUGAUGCAAGCGCACGGAACGGGAACGGCUCAGUUGGAUGGCGGCGACGUUGCAUCGGCAGGUGACUUGUGGACGGCCAUGAUCAUGGGCUGGGCCCAAGGCGGGAUGGAUGUCGACACCUUGUAGGGGUUGGUGUGGCGUUUACAUCGCUAGAGUGUUGCUUCCUGUCUUUAUUACCUUCCUUCAUCCCUCUCUCCUCUGUUUGCCAAUUUCCCCUCUAUCUUUUGC
Messenger RNA from Thermothelomyces thermophilus ATCC 42464, 2605 nucleotides. RefSeq lists its product as uncharacterized. Gene Ontology annotation, molecular function: transcription cis-regulatory region binding; DNA-binding transcription factor activity, RNA polymerase II-specific; zinc ion binding. Bases 92 to 2503 code for a protein of 803 amino acids. Gene Ontology annotation, biological process: regulation of DNA-templated transcription. NCBI's taxonomy places the organism in Eukaryota, Fungi, Ascomycota, Sordariomycetes, Sordariales, Chaetomiaceae. The transcript has 4 exons. The record is from RefSeq and is a predicted model, not a curated record. Gene Ontology annotation, cellular component: nucleus.